AGUCAUAUAAUAGCUGAAAGGUAUCUAAAAACAUUGGCCUGAGAUUCCGAGGGCUUAGUAGAUUUAGGCGAUCUUUAAUGCCAUAUAAGAAAUAUUCUAUGCUUAUGAUGAAGGGAUGAUUCCUCAGUUUGUCGUGUGGUGGCAUUGUCAGUCAAACUACUCGCUCCUAUUAUCAUUCAUCCCACUACAAAAUGCAUUCAAAUUUCAGACACAAUACUCACAUGAUUAAUUCUUAUUCUCCUUAAAGCAAUUGGUUCAAUGGCUGCUGCUUCACUUUAUUCUAUUCAUUCUUGUUCUUCUGCGUCCCAGAAUGCCCAUUUAAGUUGCAGGGGCAACGUUUCCUUACCAAAAAAAUUGAGUAGAAGGAAUUCCGCCAGUCAGCAGCUCAAAUGGAAAGGAUGGAGAAACCCACCUCAGAAGUUAGGAGCUGGGUACUUGUUUGCAGUGAGAUCCAUGGCUGCUUCUUCAGAUUCCACCAACACCAGCAGGCAAAUGGAGCUUAUCUAUGAUCCAAUGGAACGCAUGGAGAAAUUUGAGCAGUUGGGCACCAGCAAUGAUCUCUCCCGUCUAACUUUGUUCUCACCAUCAAAGAUAAAUGUUUUUCUCAGAAUAACAGACAAGAGAUCUGAUGGUUUCCAUGAUCUUGCAUCACUUUUUCAUGUAAUUAGCUUAGGAGAUACAAUAAAAUUUUCUCUAUCUCCAAUGAAUACAAAGGAUUGUUUAUCAACCAAUGCUCCAGGUGUUCCACUUGAUGAAAAGAACUUGAUCAUCAAAGCACUCAACUUGUAUAGAAAGAAAACAGGGUCUAAACAAUUCUUUUGGAUUCAUCUUGAUAAAAGGGUACCAACAGGAGCUGGUCUAGGUGGUGGAAGUGGUAAUGCAGCAACUGCACUUUGGGCAGCAAAUCAAUUUAACAAUUGCCUUGCCAGUGUUGAGGAGCUUCAGGAGUGGUCUGGGGAAAUUGGCUCUGACAUCCCUUUUUUUUUCUCACGUGGGGCAGCAUAUUGUACCAGUAGAGGCGAGGUUGUGCAAGAUAUCCCACCCCCAAUUUCCUUGGAUACGCCAAUGGUUCUUAUGAAACCACAGCAGGAGUGUUCCACUGCUGAAGUAUACAAGCGCUUUCGAUUGGAUAAAGCAAGUACAGUGGAUCCGCUUUGGCUGCUUGAAGAGAUUUCAAAGAGUGGAAUUUCACAAAACCUUUGUAUCAAUGAUUUAGAGCCACCUGCUUUUGAAGUGUUACCAUCUCUGAAAAAAUUAAAGCAACGAGUGCUUGGAGCAAACCGGGGCCAGUAUGAUGCAGUGUUUAUGUCUGGAAGUGGGAGUACCAUUGUUGCUCUUGGAGAUCCGGAACCUCCACAAUUUGUAUAUGAUGAUGAUGAAUAUAGUGAUAUGUUUAUAUCAGAUGCAUAUUUUCUUACCCGAAAUGAUAACGAAUGGUUCCAAGAACCUGGUUCUGUUUAGCCUGCCAAGGUGUGGAGAAGGAAACAACACAACUGAAGCAGUUAGCGAGGCUUCCACAAGAGGACUAUAUGCUGAGGAUGUGUUUGUUUUUUCCAGAAAAUACUAAUAAAAUGUGUGCACCGUGGCAGAAUUAGGCGUGAUAGUGAUGCCAUUUGUUGCAAAGAUUUUUACUCCAUUUAGUGAGUCUUGGCCCUGUUUAGAAUACAAUCAAGAACGGGUAUCUGACACUGGCUCGCACGGGCAAUGUGAUAUUGGGGUCAUUAUUAUUUUGAUGACAAUAUGUCUAUUUUUGAUAGUUAUGGUAAAAUUUGUGGCACACCUAUAGUUCUACACUGGAAACUAUUUUGUACACUAUUUCAAUCUCCAGAUGAAUUGAUGUUCUUAAAAGUAAAUUCAAAAUGUUUCACGAUCAAUAAUUCCAGUGUUCA
This is a messenger RNA of Cryptomeria japonica (Japanese cedar), 1889 nucleotides long. RefSeq names its product 4-diphosphocytidyl-2-C-methyl-D-erythritol kinase, chloroplastic. The record is from RefSeq and is a predicted model, not a curated record. The transcript has 11 exons. Gene Ontology annotation, biological process: terpenoid biosynthetic process. Lineage: Eukaryota; Viridiplantae; Streptophyta; Pinopsida; Cupressales; Cupressaceae. Gene Ontology annotation, molecular function: 4-(cytidine 5'-diphospho)-2-C-methyl-D-erythritol kinase activity; ATP binding. Bases 259 to 1461 code for a protein of 400 amino acids. Gene Ontology annotation, cellular component: chloroplast.